UUGGAAACGCCCCUCCACUUCGAUGGAGGAUUGUUUUCUGACAUACGAAGUUCAGACGGCAAGUUACUAAGCAAAGUGACAGUUGAUCGGGUGCAUAGCUCAACACGUUGUGACGUCAUCGACUCCCCUGGUAUAACGGAACUUGUUAGUAUAAACGGCAAUAAGGACUAUGUUGAUGACAUUGUUAAAACGGAGACGAUCACAAAUGAAGAUGUUAUCAAAGUUAAAUUUACUCCAGUUCUUCCAGAGCUUGAGGGUCCACAGUUGACACCUAAACUGACAUUAAAUCGACAAACAACAACAGUAAAACUUAUUGAUAACAACUUUGAAGACUUACAGAGUUAUAAAUUAGUAAACUCGUUGUUUAAGGAAAAUUCGAACAACAACUCGAAUAAUAUUGAUAAUCGCGCAAAAAAUGCAGACAAUAUUGGUGUGGAGGUCGAUGGUUCAAAAAAAAGAGCACAUAGUCCUCUGGCGAAUUUCCUUGUUUCUGAACAAUUAACUAAAAUUGAUAAUUACUUGCAAGAAAGUUUAAAUGUUUGCUCUGAAAGUAAUUUAAAUGAAAAUUCAAAAUCAAUUACAGAAGUUGCAAAAGGAGAGACAAAAUUGAUACACGAAGAAAUACAACAAUCAAAAAUUGACCAGGAAAUAUUAUCUCACUCCAAAAACAGUUUAGAUAAAGUUUUAAAUAGUGACGGUGAUGCACAAAAAACAAAUUACCAUGUAAAGGAAUUAUCAAAUAUAUCUUCUCCAAUUGACAAGAUACCAGAAAAGAGCAAAUCAAGGCUAAACAGUGUCAAAGAAAAACAGCUGGGAAUUAUAAGCGCUAUUUACAAUAUGCCAAUGCAUUAUCAUGCCGCAAUACUGUGUUUUUUAUUAAUUGUAUAUAACCUUAUUUAUCAGUAUAUAAAGCAUAACUGUUACGGCUAUAAGAAAUAA
Messenger RNA from Parnassius apollo (apollo), 939 nucleotides. NCBI's taxonomy places the organism in Eukaryota, Metazoa, Arthropoda, Insecta, Lepidoptera, Papilionidae. The record is from the annotation of a GenBank genome assembly.